AUGAGUACUGUUGGGUGUUUCGAGAGUUUGGAGAGUUUGGAGAGUUUGGAGAGUUUGGAGGAGAGUUUGGCAGUUCUGAGAGAGGUUGAGCAGUUAAUUCUCCUUAGAGACAAACGCAACAUUCAACAUUAUGAAGGCAACCUGUUCGUUUGUGUUAGGUUUCUAUGUGAUCCAGGAAGAGAUAUAAAGAGAGUUCAAAGUCUCUAUAGAGCCCCUGAUCUAAAGUUUAUUUAUUAA
Kuraishia capsulata CBS 1993 is the source of this 237-nucleotide messenger RNA. RefSeq lists its product as uncharacterized. NCBI's taxonomy places the organism in Eukaryota, Fungi, Ascomycota, Pichiomycetes, Pichiales, Pichiaceae. The transcript has a single exon. The coding region runs from base 1 to 237 and encodes 78 amino acids. The record is from RefSeq and is a predicted model, not a curated record.